AUGGAGUACUUUGACCUCCUGCCCUUCCUGUUUGCCACUAAGGAAAUCAAUAAAGACCCCAGUCUCCUACCCAACAUCACUCUGGGGUACACCGUCUAUGAGAACUAUUUCAAUGCAAGAAUGACUUAUGAGGCAGAGAUAGACCUGCUGUCUGGUGGGCAGAAGAAUGUUCCAAACUACAGCUGUGGAGGAAGGAACAAUCUCUUGGCUGUUCUUGAGGGGGCCGACUCUGAAACCUCCAGCCAGAUUGCAGACCUGUUAAGCAUCUACAAAUUGUCACAGAUCAGUUAUAGUUUUGAUCAUCGUUUUCCCACAGAUGAAACUCAUCACCCUUUUUUCUACCAGUUGGCCUCCAAACAAGAAUCAUAUUUCAUGGGGAUUAUCAAGAUGCUCCUGCAUUUCAGAUGGACGUGGGUUGGUCUCCUUGCUCCAGACAAUGUUAGAGGAGAAAGAUUCCUGAAGACCUUGACCCCUGUGAUCAUCAGGAGUGGGAUUUGCAUUGCCUUCACAGACACCAUCCCAGAACUGAAACUAUACAAUAUGAAUUUGCGCACAUAUUCAUUUCUCAUACAGAGAAAAUGUAAUGUAUCUGUUUUCCAUGGAGAUUCCCUCUCCAUAAUGGGUGUUGGAUUUAUAAUAAAAUAUGUUGAACAAGACACAAAAUCCCCUUUGGGGAAAGUUUGGAUCACAGCAGUCCUGCAUGAUCUCAGCAUGAGGUGGUUUUUCAAAUACUUUGAUACCCACCACAUCCAUGGUUCUUUCUCCUUUUUGAUCCGGACAAGCAUCAAGACCACAUAUGACAAUUUCAAAUCAUUUCUCUCUACCAUCAAUAAAAUAGGAGAGGAAGCAUUUCAUUGUUCAUAUUUUAAUCAUGGUUGGUCUGUGAAAGGCUGGAUAAGAUGCAGAGAGAAAGAGGAAGUGGAAACUCCAUCUCAGGAUGAGCUUGAAAGUAUCCUGUCUCAAGACAGCUAUUCCAUCUACAACUCCGUCCAAUUGGUGGCACAAGCCUUGAAUGCUGCCUACUUGUCGAGAUCUAAUCAGAUUUUGAAGAGUGACCGGCUGGGACUUCGGAAAGCUCAGCCAUGGCAGCUUCAUCCUUUCCUGAGAAACUUCUGGUUUUACAGUAAUUCCAUGAAAGGAGUUUAUUUUGAUGAAAAUGGGGACAUGGAAGUCGACUUUGAUAUAGUGAACUGGGUGGUGAUGCCCAAUCGGUCUAUUGUUAGAGUUCAAGUUGGGAGUAUAGAGAGACAAACAUCUUCUCCAGAGAUAAAGUUCACCAUGAAUCAGGAUGCCAUUGUGUGGCCCAGAUGGUUUAAUGAGACCCUGCCUCUUUCUAGGUGCACUGAGAACUGUCCACCUGGAUACACCAAGGUGAUUAAGGAAGGAGAACCUAUUUGCUGCUAUGACUGUUCUCUGUGUGUGGAAGGGACAGUCUCCACUCAGGAAGAUGCAAGUCAUUGUGAUAAAUGUCCAGAAGAUCAGCAUCCAAACAAGGUCCAAGAUCAAUGUGUUCCUAAGGAAUUAACCUUCCUGUCCUAUCAAGAACCUUUGGGGAUCAUCCUAAGUUUCCUUACUCUUUUCUUCACCUUGAUUACCAUGUUUGUUUUGGGAAUCUUCAUUAAAUACUUAGAAACUCCAGUUGUCAAAGCCAACAAUCGGGACCUUUCCUACGUUCUCCUCAUCACCCUCCUGCUUUCCUUUUUGUCCUCUUUUCUCUUCAUUGGUCAGCCCCAGAAGGUGACCUGCCUCCUCCGACAAACUGCCUUCAGCAUCAUCUUCUCUGUUGCCGUCUCUUCUGUGUUGGCAAAAACUGUCACUGUGGUGGUGGCCUUCAUGGCCUCAAGGCCAGGCAGCAGGAUGAGGAACUGGCUGGGGAAGAGCUUGGCCAUCUUCAUUGUCCUUUCCUCUUCCAAUAUCCAAACGACUCAUGUUUAUCUCAGUGUGCCUGUGCGGGUGCACCAGGAUAAAAAGUGUGCUGUCAAACACCACCUUGGGAGAGCACUGCUGCUGGUGGAUGGCCAGGUGAGACUGCCCAGUCAUCUGCCGCCAGGCUACGUAGUCCAGCUGGAAGAGGAGGGCGGUGAAUGA
Molecule: messenger RNA, 2088 nt
Organism: Eublepharis macularius
Lineage: Eukaryota; Metazoa; Chordata; Lepidosauria; Squamata; Eublepharidae
Product: vomeronasal type-2 receptor 26-like
Exons: 6
Coding region: 1-2088 (695 amino acids)
Biological process (GO): G protein-coupled receptor signaling pathway
Cellular component (GO): membrane
Molecular function (GO): G protein-coupled receptor activity
Source: RefSeq, a predicted model, not a curated record